Molecule: messenger RNA, 1387 nt
Organism: Wallemia mellicola CBS 633.66
Lineage: Eukaryota; Fungi; Basidiomycota; Wallemiomycetes; Wallemiales; Wallemiaceae
Product: HSP20-like chaperone
Exons: 2
Coding region: 884-1315 (143 amino acids)
Biological process (GO): protein folding; response to heat; protein complex oligomerization
Source: RefSeq, a predicted model, not a curated record
UCAGCUGAGGAACGGUCUUGAAACCCGGGUAGGACUUUUUUAGACAAGUUGUGAUCUACAUAGCGCGCACUCUUUGUACAUCCCCCAACCAGUCUGUCUUGUCCCCCAUCUGAUAUAAUCACAAACUGGUGACUUCGCGCUUUCAGAAAAUCAAUCAAGAAGAUAUAUUAAAUUCUGAGUUGGCAUUACUUCCUUCAAUAAUUACAUACAUAUUUCAAGAGAAUAAUAUUUUCGUUGUCUUGAUGUCCUUUGUACCUUCGAAGCCGAUAAAGAUUCCAAGUUGGACAAGUGAUCGUCGACAAUGGCGUUGUAGCAAUACACAAUGCUUGUGUUGGGUACCAGUAGAAUUCCGCAACUGUCCUCAUUGCAGCUAUCCUAGACCUUCUGGUCCGUAGAUGUCUCUCGAUAGUCAGGUAUCUAGUUUGGUAGCCUAUACACUACCCUUUGUCCUCUUACAGAUCAAGCAUUGGUGAACAUAUACACUUCACCCACAAAGAAAAUAAUCUAGUGUCUUCUAGUAUAUUGCAUCAGCUUAUAUAUACCAUAAAAAUGCAUUUGUAUUUCUUAUUUGCAUCUUAAUUCUAUCAUUGAACUUGCCGCUGUCUUAUCUCUUAGGUUCUGACGUCGACGAGAUUUCUAGAGUUGCUGAUAUGAUAGAAAUAAUAUUUGAAUAUAUUAGCAAUCAACUGUUUGCUUACUAAUUUAGAUCUUUCUGUUCUGUUCUGGAAAAGUGUGGAAGGUGAAUCUACGAGAAGUCUCUAGGAAUUGUAGACAGAUAUAUAAGCUGAGGUAGCGUCUCAUUUGUCGACCAUCAACAACCAAACUAGCAAAUCUACUUCUCAAACGCACUUAAACCACUAAUCUUAAGCAUACAAAGCAUACAAUGACAAUCUUCUACAACCAACCAAGCAACUUUGAAUUCCCAAUUGAAUUCUUUAUUGAGGAAGCUGCACCAAGAAAACACACUAACGCAACACCUUCAACAUCUAAACCUCGCCUUGAUUUGUUAGAAUACGAGAAUUCAUAUGAAGCAAGACUAAACCUUGCAGGAUACAAGAAAGAAGAGCUGGAUAUAUCAAUACACGAUCAUAAGAUUACUGUCAAGGCUAGUCAUCCAGCUGAAGAAAACAAAGACAACAAAUUUAACUACUUGAUCAAUGAGAGUAGAUCUUCACCAGAAGCUAGUCGGACAUGGAAAAUUCCAGAGCACGUCACAAAAGACAACAUACAUGCUGCUUACACCGACGGAUUACUCACUCUGAGAUAUUCAAGACAUGCCCCUGAAUCUGAGCCAAAGAAAAUCAACAUAAAUUAAUUUGCUAUUGAGUUAACCAAUAGAAAUAUUUCAAGGACAUUUGCAAUUAAGUUAUACAUACUGUUUCUCUUG